AUGUCGGCAUCAGGGUAAAGCCUCCCCUCAACCAUGUAGUGCUCCCACAUAUCACUUGAUGCACUGAUGCUUGCGCUCCUAUGACCAUGUUCACGCUCUCAGCUCGUCGUUUCCCGUACCACCCCCACCAGACUAUGGCCCAUCCCACCCAAUCCAUUCAAACAACCCCAACCCGAACACCACCUCCUCACCCCUCCCCUCCGACCCACCACCUCCACCACCCCCUUCCGAACCCCUAACCGACGCCCAACUCACCGCCCAACUCAACGCCUCGACCUUGAAAUUCUACAAACACACCUACCUCACCUUCCUCAGCUACUACGUGCCCCGUCUAACGCUCCUUUCGGCCGGAUCGUUCGUGCUCAAGUUGUACCUCCUUCCGUGGCUUUUCAUUGGCAUAAGGUGGUUGGGCAGAUGGGUCGUGUACGCGUUCGAGAAGCUGCUCUUUGGACUCGUGUGGAUCGCCAGUUGGGGGGCCCUCUACUCUAUUGGGAUCGGGAUCUUGGGAGGUCUAUUAGCGGGUGCGGCUAUGUGGCUGUGGUUCGAAUGGCCGAGUCUGAGUAGCGCUUAUCCGAGGGGAAGUAAGUCGGCACUCUAUGGGACUUCGUCGCUCGUCGUUGGGUGGAUAGGAUUCAGUUCGUUCAAGACCGGUAUCGGACUGGGGAUUGUCGUGGGAGGUAUAUGGAUUCGAUCAAGGUUCGCGACGAGGAACAAGUUCGGUGCAAGGGCAUUCAAGAACGGUCGUCUGAAUCAGGGUCGGAUCGAGGAUUUGGACGAGGUGGAUGAGGCGACGCAAAGGAGGUUGCAGAAAUUGAGGGAGGCGUCCGAGGCGAGGAGGAGGAAUCAAAAAACCACUUCGACUUUGGAUGGGACGACCACGGCAGAGGCAGGAGCGCAUAUCCCGCGAAAAGCGGACGAGGAGGGAGAGGGGGAGGACGACGACUUGAUGGACCGGGAAGCCGAAAGGUGGGCACGCAAGGCGAGGGAGGAGAUGUUGAGGGAGGAACUGACGAGGAGAGCGAGAGGAGCUGGAGGGGUAUUGAGUGGUACGACAACUAGGUCGGAGGACGUCGAUGUCGGGGCGGGGGAUGCUCUGGAGUGA
Microbotryum saponariae is the source of this 1102-nucleotide messenger RNA. NCBI's taxonomy places the organism in Eukaryota, Fungi, Basidiomycota, Microbotryomycetes, Microbotryales, Microbotryaceae. The record is from the annotation of a GenBank genome assembly.